AUGGCGUCCGCCUACGACCGGGAGGACGGCCUCGCGCCGCCGCAGCCGCACGGCGGCGGCCCCGCCGACGCCUACGAUCCCAACUACGUCCCGGACUCGGUGAAGACCUUCGUGGUGCACCUGUACCGCCACAUCCGCGACAAGAACGUCUACGAGAUCCACCAGAUGUACGAGGGCGGCUUCCAGCGCCUCUCCGACCGCCUCUUCCGCGACACGCCCUGGCCGUCGGCCGAGGCCGUGGCGCCCUACUGCGACGGCGACCACGUCUUCCUCCUCCUCUACCGCGAGCUCUGGUACCGCCACGCCUACGCGCGCCUCUCCCCCCUCACCGCCAGCCACCGCUCCGAGUCCUGGAACAACUACUGCGACCUCUUCAGCGUCGUCCUCCACGGCGUCGUCAACAUGCAGCUGCCUAACCAGUGGCUGUGGGACAUGGUGGACGAGUUCGUCUACCAGUUCCAGAGCUUCUGCCAGUACCGCGCCAAGCUCAAGAACAAGACGGAAGACGAGCUCCAGCAGCUAAAGCAGUUUGACAAGGCAUGGAAUGUCUAUGGGGUUCUCAAUUACCUGCAAGCACUCGUUGAGAAGUCCAUGAUCGCACAGAUUCUGGAGAGGGAGAAAGAGGGGCUGGAGUCGUUUACCGCCACCGACGGGUAUGACUACCAGGGUGGGAGCAAUGUGCUCAAGGUCCUGGGUUACUACAGCAUGAUUGGGCUUCUCAGGAUACACUGCCUUCUUGGUGAUUACCACACUGGCCUCAAGUGCUUGGCACCGAUCAACCUUAACCAGCAGGGGGUCUACACCAUUGUGAUUGGGAGUCACAUCUCGACAAUCUAUCAUUAUGGAUUUGCAAACCUUAUGAUGCGCAGGUAUGUCGAUGCUACCAAGGAAUUCAACAAAAUUCUGCUUUACAUUAUAAAGUAUAAGCAGUACCAUCAGAAAUCCCCUCAGUAUGACCAGAUUCUGAAGAAAAAUGAGCAGAUGUAUGCGCUGCUGGCAAUUUGCCUAUCUCUGUGUCCGCAGAACAAACUCAUAGAUGAAAAUGUUAGCGCCCAGCUGAAAGAAAAGUACAAUGACAAAAUGACAAAGAUGCAGAGGUUUGAUGAUGAAGCAUAUGCUGCCUACGAUGAGCUAUUUUCGUAUGCCUGCCCCAAGUUUAUUACGCCAUCACCUCCAGUUCUGGACCAGCCACUUACAAAUUAUAACCAGGACGCCUAUCGGCUUCAAUUGAAGCUGUUCCUGUAUGAAGUGAAGCAGCAACAGCUGCUUUCUGGGAUCCGGAGCUAUCUAAAGUUAUACUCAGCAAUAACUAUCACCAAACUUGCCCAGUAUAUGGAAAUGGAUGAGGCAACACUUAGGUCUAUCCUUAUGACGUACAAGCACAAAAUGCAUGCAGUUGACAGUAAUGGGAAAAUUGUAUCCAGUGCAGACUUUGAUUUCUACAUUAAUGAGGAUGUUAUUCAUGUCGUGGAGUCCAAGUCGACCAAGCGCCAUGGUGACUACUUUUUGAGACAGAUUUUAAAGNUUUGA
Molecule: messenger RNA, 1530 nt
Organism: Triticum turgidum subsp. durum (durum wheat)
Lineage: Eukaryota; Viridiplantae; Streptophyta; Magnoliopsida; Poales; Poaceae
Source: the annotation of a GenBank genome assembly